Vollenhovia emeryi is the source of this 2008-nucleotide messenger RNA. RefSeq names its product molybdenum cofactor biosynthesis protein 1 (gene Mocs1). The transcript has 5 exons. Gene Ontology annotation, biological process: Mo-molybdopterin cofactor biosynthetic process. Gene Ontology annotation, molecular function: metal ion binding; 4 iron, 4 sulfur cluster binding; cyclic pyranopterin monophosphate synthase activity. The annotation marks the transcript as partial. Lineage: Eukaryota; Metazoa; Arthropoda; Insecta; Hymenoptera; Formicidae. The record is from RefSeq and is a predicted model, not a curated record.
CGAGCACAUCUCCGUUUAUUACAGUUGCAGCGGCUCAGAGCAAAGUUGCAGGAGGACGAACAACGGGGGACACUCACGGACACGUUCGGACGCAGGCACACGUAUCUCAGGAUUUCCCUCACGGAGCGUUGCAACCUUCGCUGUACAUAUUGCAUGCCCGCGGAGGGUGUCAAGUUGACCAAGAAAGAAGGUAUUCUAAGAACAGAAGAGAUCAUACAAAUAGCCGAUCUUUUCGUCAAAGAAGGCGUGCGCAAGAUACGUUUGACCGGUGGCGAGCCCACGGUUCGUAAGGACAUCGUUGAUAUCGUCGGCGAGCUGAAGCAACUGAAAGAUCUGGAGCAGGUUGCGAUCACAACCAACGGGUUGACUUUAACGCGUCAGUUGCCGGCUCUUCAGAAGGCGGGAUUGGACGCGCUCAACAUAUCGCUGGACACUCUGAAAGAGGAGCGCUUCGAGCUGUUCACACGCAGGAAGGGCUGGGCAAGAGUUAUGGCCUCCAUAGACAUCGCCGUUCAGCUUGGCUAUAAUCCCGUCAAGGUCAACUGCGUGAUAAUGCGAGGACGCAACGACGACGAGAUAAUCGACUUUAUCGACUUCACGAGGGACCGGCCUAUCGACGUACGUUUCAUCGAGUACAUGCCGUUUCAAGGAAACGAGUGGAAGGAAAAUAAGAUGGUGCCCUUCGACGAGAUGAAAGCGAUAAUCCGAGAGAAGUAUCCCGACUUCCGAGCUCUGCCGAAUCAGCCCAGCGACACGUCCAAGGCCUAUCGUGUGCCGGGAUUCGUGGGGCAGGUCGGAUUCAUCACGUCCAUGAGUCAACACUUCUGCGACUCGUGUAAUCGCCUGAGAAUAACGGCGGACGGCAAUUUGAAGGUGUGCCUGUUCGAAGGGAAGGGCGAGGUCUCGCUUCGAGACGCCUUGCGAAGUGGAGCUUCCGAGGAUGCGCUUAGGGAUUUGAUAAGAGGCGCGGUAUCCCGGAAGAAGAAGCAGCACGCAGCAAACCGUAAGGGGAAACUUAUUUGCGAAAUGAGUAACGCCACGUCGAUGCAGUACAAAUAUUUCCCAUAUAUUCCCAAGUACCUUAAAUCAAGUAUUAGAGCAUACUCAUCGUUGUCGCACGUAGACGAGACCGGUAAAGCGAGUAUGGUGGAUGUCGGGUGGAAAAGCGACAGUAAGCGCGUGGCAAUAGCGAGGGGAUGCGUGAGGAUAGGCCCCGUCGUCAGUAAUCUGAUCGCGGAAAAUAAUGUAAAGAAGGGCGAUGUGUUGUCGGUGGCUCAACUGGCCGGUAUUAUGGCAGCGAAGCGCACCUCUGACCUCAUACCCCUGUGUCAUCCGCUCUCGUUGUCCUACGUCAACGUGCGCUUAACACUGAACGAGGAAUCGCACGAGGUCGAGAUCACAUCGGAGGUCAGGUGUACCGGCAAGACCGGCGUCGAAAUGGAAGCUUUAACCGCGGUAAGCGUAGCGGCUCUGACGAUCUACGACAUGUGCAAGUACGCGGCCAGGCCCGGCGCGAUGCGGAUACACGGUAUAGAAUUGGUGUCGAAAACGGGCGGUACAAAGGGCGACUUUGCGAUAAGCGAAGCGUAGAUGAUAUCUUUGUCCUGUCGACUGCGCGGAUCGUGUCGACGGAAUAAAGAUUCAUCCUGCCAUGGUGAUAAUUAAAUGACACACACAGUACAAGAUUCCAAAAGGCUCAAAUAUGUUUAAAGGAAAGAAGUUUGAAAGAUUGUUGAUGCGUUUAGAUUAUCCAUUUUUAAGAUUUUACAUGGUAAGGGGGCAAUUAUAUUUUACACACAUAUAUAGCGUAUAAUACUUUUAUAUACGUGUGUGUGUAUCAUAUAUAUAUAUAUAUAUAUAUAAAAUAUCAGCGAUGAAAGCAAUACUAAGUGCUGCAUAGUUAUUAAUUUUUAAUUCGAAAUGUAUGUCCAGCCUCUAACUAUUUUUGUAUUUGUACAGAGGAAAGUCCUCUAUUGUGAGACAGCAGGUUUUCAACACCCAAAUUCAA